GUCACUUCAGUGCUUCAGUGAAAUUAGCUUUUCUCACGGGUGUACUGCUAAGCUAGGACAUUAGCAUCUUGUUUAUGUGCACAGUAGGUUGAAUAAACAACAUUGUAAAGAAUGGCUGGAAGCGCGGGAGAGUGGUGUCUGAUGGAGAGUGACCCCGGGGUGUUUACAGAGCUGAUAAAAGGUUUUGGCUGCAAAGGAGCCCAGGUUGAGGAGAUAUGGAGUAUGGAGCCAGAGAACUUUGACAACCUGAAACCAGUUCACGGCUUGAUUUUCCUGUUCAAGUGGCAGCCAGGUGAAGAGCCAGCAGGAUCAAUUGUCCAGGAUUCAAGACUUGACCACAUCUUCUUUGCAAAACAGGUCAUUAACAAUGCCUGCGCCACCCAGGCUAUUGUCAGCGUUCUGCUCAACUGUUCCCAUUCCGACAUGUUGCUUGGAGACACACUGACAGAGUUCAGAGAGUUUUCACAGAGCUUUGACGCCGCUAUGAAGGGUUUGGCUCUUAGCAACUCUGAAGUGAUCCGACAAGUUCACAACGGCUUUGCCAGACAGCAAAUGUUUGAAUUUGAUGCAAAGUCCUCAGCAAAGGACGAGGACGCCUUUCACUUUGUGAGCUACGUUCCUGUAAACGGCAGACUAUACGAGCUGGAUGGACUUCGAGAGGGACCAAUUGACCUGGGUGCAUGCAACCAGGAUGACUGGAUCAGCGCUGUUCGCCCAGUGAUUGAGAAAAGAAUACAGAAGUACAGUGAAGGCGAGAUCCGAUUCAACCUAAUGGCCAUCGUGUCUGACAGAAAGAUGAUAUAUGAGAGGAAAAUCGCGGAGCUCCAGACUCAGCUUACUGAGGACGAGCCAAUGGAUACAGACCAGAGCAGCACGUUUCUUAGCUCCAUCCAGUCAGAAAUUGCCAAGUACCAGCUCCUUAUUGAAGAGGAAAAUCAGAAACUUAAAAGAUAUAAGAUUGAAAACAUUCGACGAAAGCACAACUACCUUCCUUUCAUCAUGGAGCUACUGAAGACGCUGGCAGAGUAUCAGCAGUUAAUACCUUUGGUGGAGAAGGCAAAGGAGAAACAGAGCGCAAAAAAAGCCCAGGAGGCCAAGUGAACAACAACAACAACAACACCACCACCACCACCACCACCACCACACUUCCAACAGAGAAGCCUCCAAUUACACACACGGACACAUUGAAAACCCCACAGUCACUCUUUCAUCAGUGAGCCACAUACAGAUACUGUACAUCAUUUGUCAUAUUCAUAUUAAUGACCAUGGAUGGUCCACAGCACUUCCUCACUGUGGCAUCCCGUGAACCAUCCAGACAUUAUGAACUGCACUGCAGGUGUAGCAGAGAGACUGUCGGCAAAACACUGUCUUCAUGUGUGUCCAUCAGCUCUAUUGCAUGAUUGAAGGAAAUAUGUGCUCAAAUUAUGUCUGUCUUAUUUUCAUAAUAAAAUGUUUAGAUGUUUGUGAA
Seriola dumerili (greater amberjack) is the source of this 1468-nucleotide messenger RNA. RefSeq names its product ubiquitin C-terminal hydrolase L5 (gene uchl5). Gene Ontology annotation, biological process: protein deubiquitination; ubiquitin-dependent protein catabolic process. The record is from RefSeq and is a predicted model, not a curated record. NCBI's taxonomy places the organism in Eukaryota, Metazoa, Chordata, Actinopteri, Carangiformes, Carangidae. Gene Ontology annotation, molecular function: cysteine-type deubiquitinase activity; proteasome binding. The transcript is spliced from 11 exons. The coding region runs from base 112 to 1101 and encodes 329 amino acids. Gene Ontology annotation, cellular component: cytoplasm; Ino80 complex.